Molecule: messenger RNA, 1245 nt
Organism: Fusarium odoratissimum NRRL 54006
Lineage: Eukaryota; Fungi; Ascomycota; Sordariomycetes; Hypocreales; Nectriaceae
Exons: 2
Coding region: 1-1245 (414 amino acids)
Molecular function (GO): protein binding
Source: RefSeq, a predicted model, not a curated record
AUGGUUCCCAAACACCGCUUCUUGUUUCCCUCGAAGGAAGGAAUGAAAGCGCAGCAGUUUAUUUUCUCUCCAAAGGAGCAGAUCCAAAUGCGAUGGACAUCUCGGGUACUUAUACAAUAUUGUGCAGAUGUCAACAAGCCUUCAACUUGGGGGACACCGGUUCAACAAGUCGCACGAGAGGUCUUUCGGCAUCCUAGCGCUCUAGAAAAACACCGAUUACUUCUGGCAGCUGGCGCCGACGUGAAGGCUUCAAAUGGAAGGGCUACAUUUCAAGUAGCAGUGUCUGGCUACAGAGUGAAGCUAGCGAAGCUUCUUAUUGGAGCAGGCGCCAAUGUCAAUGCUCCAGGGACCGGGAUGACUGCACUUCAAGCAGCCGUGGGUAAUCGUGAUACAGAGUUGGCAAAGCUACUUGUCAGAGCCGGAGCCAAUGUAAACACAGCCCCGACCGGGUACAGUGCCCUUCAGUUGGCUAUCGCCAGGAACAACGUGGAGCUGGCCAAGCUUAUUGUCCAACACGGUGCUGAUAUUGAUGCUUCGGCAUUGGGUGAGACUGCAAUUCAAACAGCUGCCAAUGUUGGGAAUCUGGAAUUGGUCAAAUACCUCAUUGACAACGGUGCAGACGUCAAUGCGAAAGCGUUUGAUUAUCGUGCGACAGCUCUUCAGUACGCCUCAAUGAAUGGCAGCAUUGAUAUGGUUAAGCUUCUUGUCGAUAAUGAAGCCUCAGUGAACACAGAACCUGCUCCUGGCUACGCAGCGACAGCCCUUCAGCUUGCGGUCAAGUACAAUCGCACUCAAGAGGCCAUAUAUCUUAUCGAGCGCGGUGCCUCUUUAGAGGUGCUUUCCUCCUCUCCAGAGAAGACUACACUUCUCCAGCUCGCCGCAAAACAGGGGAAUCACAGAAUUGUCAUUUGGAUGGUUGAAAAUGGAGCGACGGCCGAUGAAGCACCCCCGACUGAAAGAGGGGCAACUGCUCUUCAGUUUGCAGCUAUCAAUGGCAACAUCAAGAUGGCUGUUUUCCUUAUCGAGAAUGGGGCUCGUGUCAGCGCCAAAGGAGCAGAGAUUGAUGGAAGAACUGCACUUGAAGGAGCAGCAGAACACGGUCGACUUGACAUGGUCCAUCUUCUGUUAGACAAUGACGAAGAACCUGACACAAUUGAGGAAAGGUGUCGUAAUGCAGCAGAGUUUGCAGAGGCUGAACACCAUGACGUGAUUGCUAGGAUAUUGAGAAACUAUAAGAGACCAUAA